Messenger RNA from Amoebophrya sp. A120, 2313 nucleotides. The record is from the annotation of a GenBank genome assembly. NCBI's taxonomy places the organism in Eukaryota, Dinophyceae, Syndiniales, Amoebophryaceae.
CAGGACCUCUGUUGCCUCCUUCAGAUACAUCGCUCCACCACGAGCGAGGACCUGUUAUUGCUUUUCAAACACGAUGAUAAUGACAGUACGACUCCAGCAACCACAACGCUAGUUGUAGGUAGGACGUGUGGUGCAACAGAACAUACCAGUCCCAGUGGACGAAUUACUUAGCUUCGGAUUUGGCAUCCAUCUUGUUGAACCCGGUAGUAAGUGCUCAAUCAUCAAGAACCAUGUCUUGGUCGAUACGCGAAGACGAGGAGUCAAAGCGUGAGUUUUUCGAUGACGAGGAAGCCCUGCUGGCAAAAAUAAAGUACGUCGCUUCCCUGUUAAAAAAUGCCAAGCACGCGAUUGUUUUCACCGGAGCGGGGAUCUCCACGUCCACCGGUAUCUCGGACUUCCGGUCCGGCAUGCAAACCAAAUCGCCCGGCGGCCCAGGGUUUUGGGAGCGCCAGGCCGAUUACGAGCGGAAAACGCGGGGCGCGCGGAACGAAUUUACGAAGAACGACCCGCAGAGACCCAGAAUCGACCUCGACGCCAUGCUCGGGAAGCAGCCAAGCUACACGCAUUUUGCGAUCGCGAAGCUGGUAGAACUGGGGAUCGUGAAGUGCGUGCUGUCCCAGAAUGUCGACGGCCUGCACCGGAAAAGCGGUAUCGUCAACGACCACGAGCUCGCAGAACUGCACGGCAAUCUGCUUGUCGAGUUCUGUCCGAGGUGUUUCCACAAAUACGAGCGGAAUUUUCGUGUGGGGCCAAACCCGGGCAGGGCGCACAAGACGGGGAGGUGGUGCGACAAGUGCGGGGAUGUGGAACUGAAGGAUAACUUAGUGCCCUUCGGCGAAGAUUUACCGAAGCACGAGACUGACAAGGCCUGGCACCAGUCCGACGUCGCCGACUUCUGUUAUGGGAUUCUCAACUGUUACAUGAAUUUAUCAUGCAAGAACAGCAAAAGUGAACGCGGGAAGAUUGCGCGCUUUGCAUUACAAAUUUGGAAAAGAUUCAGGCGGUGUUUAGCCCUUCGAGAAUUUGUCAUGCGAAACACCUUGAUCGUGUGGCGGCUUAUGGUCAUUUUGCAUGACAAAUCAUGUAACAGUUGAGAAUGUAACGUUUGAGAACCCCAUAUCUGUCUCGCUCUCGGCAGCAGCCUAACCGUCACGCCGGCCUGCGACUACGCCGGGUGGGUGGGACAGAAGAAGAACUACGCCGGCGAGAAUCAAAAUUCGCAUCUAUCACAGUGAAAAAUGCCCCCCACCCCUGAAAUUGCAAGAAUUUGUGAUGCGAAGUUUCCAGAUGAAAGCUUUUUGUCAUGCAUGAAAGGAGUACGAAUCUUUCUGAUGCAGAUGCUAGUCGUGUUUCGCAUCGCUUGCAUGACAAGCACCGCUCUUGCUGGGAUCUUUUGCAAUACAAAUUUUUGCUAUUCACGAUCGGAAAUCUGUGAUGCUGAUACACGCAAGAGGGCGGAUGUUUCAUUUGGAAAGAUUUGCAAUACAAAUGCUUUCAAGUUCGGGGGUGGGGGCAUUUUUCAUUGUAAUAGCAUCUGGUUAUCGUGAACCUGCAGAACACGCCCUACAAUCACCACGCCACGGAAGUGGUGCAUGGCUAUUGCGACCGCGUUAUGGAACUCUUAAUGAAAGAAAUGAGUGUCCAGAUCGGUAAGAGUGGGACCGAGGCACCAAAAGUCUAAACGUCUGCUGUCGGCGGGUCGUAGGUUCAGCUAAAACUCGAAAGUACAAAUGAGUGUGUGCCAAUCGAUGCAAACCUCAAAAGACGAAUUUUGCCCGGGUGUUUAUUCGUAUCCUUUGUGCAGAAUUCUAAGCGCCAUUUUGAUCGUUCUGUCGUCAGACACGCCAAUUCCAUUUCCAUUGCUAUCACAGUCGUUCCAUAUCCAUACCACCGUUUCUAAGUAAUUUAUUCACACCAGUUAGUAGCUGCAGUACCUAUACCUACUGCGCUACCUCGCGACUGGGCUAAAGCAAUCUUUGUGCAGACGUAUUGACGCGAACGCGAUCGGACACAAAAUAAAAAAUCCAACAAAAGCCAUAAAGGUAUGUACACUCACUUUGUCAUUGAUGUCUGUCUCACGUCACUUGUACUCUAUGCGCCUAAUUCGACGCAAUUGAUACGCUGAAAAUAGAAGAUUAGUAGAAGUUGACAGCUCCUUCGGAGUAUGAAUAUAAAAGGCGGAAAAAACUAGCGGUAUUAACGAAACUCGCUUGUCCUGAAGUGCAAAGUGAAGGUGUUACUUCGUCCAGUUUGUGGCGCAGUGCGUUCUGUACUGAUUGAAUACUUUUCUAGUGUGGGGAUCGACCACGGAUC